Messenger RNA from Plasmodium knowlesi strain H, 2271 nucleotides. RefSeq names its product magnesium transporter, putative. The transcript has a single exon. NCBI's taxonomy places the organism in Eukaryota, Apicomplexa, Aconoidasida, Haemosporida, Plasmodiidae. Gene Ontology annotation, cellular component: membrane. Bases 1 to 2271 code for a protein of 756 amino acids. The record is from RefSeq and is a predicted model, not a curated record. Gene Ontology annotation, molecular function: magnesium ion transmembrane transporter activity. Gene Ontology annotation, biological process: magnesium ion transport.
AUGGACACCACACUGAUCGGAAUAGCCAUUUGCUUUGUUGGCUCCUUCCUUGGGGCAUUGGGAGAUAAAUUUGUCCAUGACAGCUAUAUCAAAGACAACACGCAAAAAAAACACAUGUCCCAAAUGACUAUGUGGUUAUUUGGAACCCUACUCAGCGUAGUCAUAGAUCCAAUACUCACAAUAUGUUCGUUGUAUUUCGCUUCCGCUGUAUUGGUUGCACCAUUUGCAGGAGUACAUAUCUUGUGGAAUUUAAUCAUUACAAACAUUUCGUUGAAAAUCAAAACCAAGUUGCACCAGUACAUGGGAUCCUUCUUCCUAAUUUGCGGUAUUGCCUUAAUUAUUAUUUUUUCGGAAAAAAAAGUCGACAUACAUAGCAUGAAUGAUUUAGCUAGCUUGUAUAGUCAGACGAAGGUAAUCAUUUAUCUUGUCCUCACCUUCACCAUCAUUGUUACUCUGUUGGUCAUUUGUUUGCUUCCAUUUCUCUUCAAAGAUAUCAAAAAUGUUUUCUCCAAAAAUGAACAACUUUUAUACAUGAACAAAUUUUCUACAAACACAUAUACACAUUCAUGUGAAAUUUCGCUUUUUAAAAAAAAUGACACUCGUGCGAAAUUUUCGGGAGGAACAACAUCCUUUAAAACUGGUAAGGUGGGAUACUAUAAGCAGGAUCCCACGGAAUACCCCUUGAAUGCAUCAGAUGAUCCCAGAAUCGGUGUAACCACCUCCGAUAAAGAAAACGCUUGCGGGAAUAGUCCAACUAGGAAGGAAAGAUUUAUGAACAGAUCAACAGAAGGUGACAACUUUGCUCCUCCCUUCAACGAUGGAAUAAUAACUUCUAGUCAGGGGAAAAAACUCAUAGCGAGAAGACGAACAAAAGUUCAGGAAAAGACAAACAAUGCCAAUCGAAUAGACGCACUGAAUAACAGACAAGCUCACUCCCUACCUCGUCUACCUGCCAAACACACAUUUCCAAAACAUCCAACUGAGAAAAUUAAAAAGAUAAAUUUCAAGUCAAGUAAGACGGAGAAAAAAAAACACCUACUUAAAUUCCGCAAAAACAAUCACUCAUGGAAUGAGGGAAAGGAAAAUGUUGAGCGAUGUUUACGGGGGAAAUCUCUCCCUGUUAAUGCAGCAAACUCAGAUAUGCUAGAUACGAAAUGUUCAAAACAGAUCGAAUCAUGUGACGACCUCUAUUGGAGUGAAACCAUCCCCCACCCUAGUGACAAGAAGGAAAAUAACUUAAAUUACAAAAGCGGAAGCCACACAACGAGAUGCUCCAAUUUAGAACCGCUUAUAGAACCCACACCGAGUAACAGAGCAGAAUCUACAUCUACUUAUAAAAAAAAAAAAAAAAAGAAAAAAAAAAAUUUACUAUUAUCACCGAAUCGACAUAACAAAAUGAUAAAAAAAAAAUACCAAAAUAAAGGCAGGGAGGAAAAACAGGAAGGUUCCCUCCGUUACACAAAUAGCCAUAAACAGAAUGGUCAUACAGUGGAGGACCACCCCGAAAUGAGUCCCCAAUCGAGUCACCCCAGUUCAGUUCCAGGUAGUGAAACCUUCUCUCCAAUAAAUAUCCUUAAACGUGCCAAUAAAUUUGAUUCAUCUGAAAAUUGGAAAGAUGGGGAGCCUUUCUCCCUGAUGGUUUAUUCUCCCACGCGUGAAAGGGGAAACACAAGGAAGGCAAGCAUCGGCAGUAGCCCCGCGAGCAACGAGGAAAUAACUAACCCACCCGAAUCAACAGAUCCUAACGGAAGUAGUAAUAUCUGUGGACGAAGCGACUCCGCCCAGCUACAUUACAUGUCGCUCAUCGCGUCCAUGUACCCCUCAGCAGACAAAUCAAGAAAAAUCAGACACCCAGAAAUCUUAUACAGAAUAUGCUGUUGCACAGUAUGUGGAAUGACAGGAGGGUUCGUAAAUAUUUUUUCUGAACAAAUCAUAGGCAUCCUCUCAAAAGAGAAAUUUCACAUGUUUACACACCCCUUUGCAUACGUACUCAUCAUGCUAACUCUCUUUUGCUUAUGCAAUCAGUUAUUAUUUCUGAACAUUUCGUUGUCUAAAUUUAGCGUUACAUCAGUCAUUCCCCUCAUUAUGUCUAACAUCGUCUUCUUUAGUAGCCUCACAACCAUAAUAAUGCGCCAGGAAGAAUCCGUGAUCCAGUUCUCCAACGCUGCGUUUUUCUCCCUAGGCGUCCUCCUCGUAAUUAUCGGCAUACUAUACCUGCAGUAUAAUAUAAAUCGAAUCCUUUUGCGUUGCUUCAAACCGAAAAAAGGAUGA